Molecule: messenger RNA, 2178 nt
Organism: Chlamydomonas reinhardtii
Lineage: Eukaryota; Viridiplantae; Chlorophyta; Chlorophyceae; Chlamydomonadales; Chlamydomonadaceae
Exons: 12
Coding region: 261-1784 (507 amino acids)
Cellular component (GO): mitochondrion
Molecular function (GO): metal ion binding
Source: RefSeq, a predicted model, not a curated record
GCGAUACAAACACGGCACGCGUCACCCCUGCCGGCAGCGGACGUUGUAGCCCCACCGAUUUUUGCCCCCGCUGCACGAAGUACGCCUUGAAUAUUGCCAUCAGGCUUUUCUGGUGUUGUUGGUGGCACCGAUCGAUUUGGGCGUCGGCGAGCCGUGAAUACCGACGAGAGUUUAGGUCGUCCAGGACGCCACAGGGCUGAUUGCAACCCAAUACAGAUAGAACAAUUCAUAUUGGCUAUUACGUAUCAGCGAAAUUCACGAUGGGGAUGCGGAGAGCGACCCUGGGCUUGCUCAAAAGUGGGCUGCGUGAUGGAUCGGAUGCGCUCCGGAGCCUGAGCACUAGCACGGCGCUGAGCCAGGCGGCAGCUUCUGGAGCCACAAAUGGAUCACGGGAUUUUAUGGGCUGGCUUAAGGGCGGCGCCGCACGCGUCACGACACCGCUGUCGCAGCCCCUCCCAGGCGUGCAGCCAGAGCAGCCUGCGUUCCGGCCGCUGGCGCCACCGCCGACGGAGGUGACGGUGCUGGAGAACGGCGUAAGAAUCAUCAGCGAGGCAUCACCGGGCCCCACCGCAAGCUUAGGCAUGUACAUCAACUCGGGUAGCAUCUACGAGAACGCCAGCAACUCAGGCUGCAGUGCGUUGCUGGAGUGUCUGGGCUUCAAGGCCACACAGCACCGCAACACACUGAGGAUCAUGAAGGAGGUGGAGAAGUUUGGAAACACCAUUGUGGCCAACGCGUCCCGAGAACAGAUGUCCUACACCAUCGACUGCCUGAAGACGGGCUUCCCGGCGGCUCUGGAGCUGCUGCUGGACUGCGUGCUGAACCCGGCGUUUGAGGAGGGCGAGGUGGAGGACCAGAAGGCGCGGCUGGCGGCGCUGCUGGGCGGCAAGGACAUUCACGCCACACUCAUGACGGAGCUCAUGGCUCGCUCCGCCUAUCGCGGGCCCUACGGCAACCCACUCAUCCCCGACCCCGAGGCCAUGGCCGGCAUCACGCCCGACACGCUGCGGGCCUUCACCGCCCGCACCUACAUCGCGCCACACAUGGUGCUGGCGGCGGCGGGCGUGGAGCACAAGGCGCUGGUGGAGCUGGCGGCGCCCAUGCUGGCGGGACUGCCCAAGCUGCCGCCGCUGCCGGAGCCCAAGCCCGACUACAUCGGCGGUGCAGUGCACCUGCCGGGCGCCUACCCGCAGGCCAACCUGCUGUUGGCGUUCGAGUACAAGGGCGGCUGGCGGGACGUGCACGGCGCAGUGGUCAUGACGGUGCUCAACUACCUGCUGGGCGGCGGCAAUUCCUUCUCCAGCGGCGGCCCAGGCAAGGGCAUGCACAGCCGGCUGUACACGCGCGUGCUGAACAAGUACGCGUGGGUGCACUCGUGCGCCUCCUUCAACACCACCUUCAACGAGAGCGGGCUGGUGGGGAUACAGGCCUCAUGCGACCCGCCCCACGUGCACGACAUGCUCCACGUCAUGUGCCACGAGCUCGAGUCCGUAGAGAACGGCACCAACCGCAUCGAGCUGGAGCGCGCCAAGCGGGCGGCGGUGUCUGUCAUCUGCAAUGCGCUCGAGUCCAAAGCCACCAGCGCCGAGGACAUCGGCCGCCAGUACCUCACGUAUGGGCACAGGAUCAGCGGGCGCACAUACGUGGAGAUGCUGGAGGCGGUGACUGCCGACGAUGUGCGCAAGUUCGUGCAGCAGCUGCUGCGCAGCAAGCCUUCGCUGGCAGCCUACGGCGACAACACGCAGUCGCUAGACCCGUCCGUGCUGGCGCGUCGGUACGGGUGACAACUGCAGCUGACGUGGCAGAGGAGGGCCGAGGCGUAGGGGAGGCGGAGGCGGAAGGUCGACGAAUGACGGGAUGAGUGACGGGAUGAGUACGUACGCUGCUGCUAGGCGAGCCGAGCAAGCGUGCGGCGCGGGUGUGCAGUGCCGCAGGUGGUUGGGCAGGCGGCCCCUGCGGGCUUGCGUAGCGGUACACCGCAGGCGGUGGUGCUCUGGCAGUGCGCUGGCUGAACACAAUCUGAUAGUUGGUGCGAGCUGUGCACACGGCUCACAUCAGAAUGCGGCAGCUGUGCCGCAGCGGUUGGCACCGGUGGAAUGCGGGUAACGCGCUGGGACGCGGCUCUCCCUCACAAUCGGUUGCAUAACUAUAAAAUAGCUGGUCCCUCAUACAAUUUUU